AUGCGAAUGAGUAUGGAAGAGGCUUUAGUGGCAGCUACGCUGAAUGCUGCUCAUUCUUUGGGACGUGGUCGAACUCAUGGCGCAAUCAGCGUCGGUCGUCAGGCCGAUUUUGUGGCUGAACAGCACCCAUCACCGAUGCGAUCGCCAAAGCAGGAGGCUCCUUCGUUCACGACGAUAUCGUCGCUCUCGUCAACGCAAACGCAACCGGUUCAGAAGACAUUCGUUCCUCGGCGAAGUCGUAUUUCUGACAAGUCCGUACUGCCAAUCUCUGCUGAUAUUGCGAGGAAUCGGGAUUUCUACCGUACGAAUGAUGUCCGUCCACCGUACACAUAUGCAUCGCUUAUACGACAAGCUAUUAUGGAAUCACCUGAAUGUCAAUUGACGUUGAAUGAGAUCUACACCUGGUUUACCGAGACGUUUGCAUAUUUUCGAAGAAAUGCUGCCACCUGGAAGGCGACGUACUUGCGAGUACGAGACGACGUCGUUUACGUUGUCGAACAACUUGUAAAUGUGAUUAUCGAUCUUACAAAAAAUGGACGCUUUGCUGAGGAAGCAAGGGACUAA
This is a messenger RNA of Cooperia oncophora, 564 nucleotides long. The record is from the annotation of a GenBank genome assembly. NCBI's taxonomy places the organism in Eukaryota, Metazoa, Nematoda, Chromadorea, Rhabditida, Trichostrongylidae.